AUGUCUACUGGUGAUUCAAAACCAUCCGAACCAAAAGGUGACUUUGGUUUAAUCGGUUUGGCCGUUAUGGGUCAGAAUUUGAUUCUUAAUGCUGCUGAUCAUGGCUACACCGUUGUUUGCUACAACAGAACAACUUCAAAGGUUGAUCAUUUCUUAGCCAAUGAAGCUAAGGGUAAGCCAAUUAUUGGUGUUCAUUCAGUUCAAGCUUUAGUUGAAAAUUUGAAAAGACCAAGAAAAAUCAUGUUGUUGGUCAAAGCCGGUGAUGCUGUUGACAACUUUAUUAAUCAAUUGCUUCCUUUCUUGGAAAAGGGCGACAUUGUUAUUGAUGGUGGUAAUUCUCAUUUCCCAGAUUCUAACAGAAGAUUUGCUGAAUUGAAAGAGAAGGGAAUUUUAUUCGUUGGUACCGGUGUUUCUGGUGGUGAAGAAGGUGCCAGAACUGGUCCAUCAUUAAUGCCAGGUGGUAACGAAGCUGCAUGGCCUGAAAUCAAAGGUAUUUUCCAAGACAUUGCCGCCAAGUCAGAUGGGGAACCAUGUUGCGACUGGGUUGGCGAUGCAGGUGCAGGUCAUUACGUCAAGAUGGUUCAUAAUGGUAUAGAAUAUGGUGAUAUGCAAUUGAUUUGUGAAGCCUAUGAUGUUAUGAAGAGAGUCGGUAAAUUCACAGACAAGGAAAUAGCCGAUGUUUUCGCAACAUGGAAUAACGGUGUCUUGGAUUCUUUCUUGAUUGAAAUUACAAGAGACAUUUUGAACUUUAAUGAUCCAACUGAUAAUACACCAGUUGUUGAGAAAAUUUUGGACACUGCUGGACAAAAAGGUACCGGUAAAUGGACUGCAGUUAAUGCUCUUGAUUUGGGUAUUCCAGUUACUUUAAUCGGUGAAGCUGUCUUCUCGAGAUGCCUUUCAGCUUUGAAAGAUGAAAGAGUCAAAGCUUCAACAAUUUUACAAGGUCCCGAAGUCUCUGGCGAAUCACCAGUCAAGGAUAAACAAAAAUUUGUUGAUGAUUUGGAACAAGCAUUGUAUGCGUCAAAGAUUAUCUCAUAUGCUCAAGGUUUCAUGUUGAUGAACCAAGCUGCUAAAGAUUAUGGUUGGAAAUUGAACAAUGCCGGUAUCGCUUUAAUGUGGAGGGGUGGAUGUAUCAUUAGAUCAGUGUUUUUGAAAGAAAUCACCGCUGCUUACAGAGAAAACCCUCAUUUGGACAAUUUGUUAUUCCACCCAUUCUUUAAAGAUGCCAUUACUAAAGCUCAAUCAGGUUGGAGAUCGUCUGUUGCUCAUGCUAUCACCUAUGGUGUUCCAACCCCAGCUUUCUCGACCGCUUUGGCCUUUUACGAUGGUUUAAGAUCAGAAAAACUUCCAGCUAACUUGUUACAAGCUCAAAGAGAUUACUUUGGUGCUCACACUUUCCAAGUUGCUAAAGGCAAAGGAACUGAGUUCUUGCCAGAAAACCAAUGGGUGCAUGUUAACUGGACUGGAAGAGGUGGUAACGUUUCUGCUACAACUUAUGAUGCUUAA
Lodderomyces oxycetoniae is the source of this 1506-nucleotide messenger RNA. It is a transcript of the gene GND1, whose product is annotated as phosphogluconate dehydrogenase (decarboxylating). Gene Ontology annotation, biological process: pentose-phosphate shunt; pentose-phosphate shunt, oxidative branch. Gene Ontology annotation, cellular component: cytosol. NCBI's taxonomy places the organism in Eukaryota, Fungi, Ascomycota, Pichiomycetes, Serinales, Debaryomycetaceae. Bases 1 to 1506 code for a protein of 501 amino acids. The record is from RefSeq and is a predicted model, not a curated record. Gene Ontology annotation, molecular function: NADP binding; phosphogluconate dehydrogenase (decarboxylating) activity. The transcript is spliced from 2 exons.